Molecule: messenger RNA, 675 nt
Organism: Lasiodiplodia theobromae
Lineage: Eukaryota; Fungi; Ascomycota; Dothideomycetes; Botryosphaeriales; Botryosphaeriaceae
Product: Protein-l-isoaspartate o-methyltransferase protein
Exons: 3
Coding region: 1-675 (224 amino acids)
Biological process (GO): protein modification process
Cellular component (GO): cytoplasm
Molecular function (GO): protein-L-isoaspartate (D-aspartate) O-methyltransferase activity
Source: RefSeq, a predicted model, not a curated record
AUGGCGUGGGCUUGCUCAGGCACCUCCAACUCAGAGUUGGUCAGCAACAUGGCCGCCAAUGGCUUGAUCAACUCAGACCGCGUCAAGAGCGCCAUGCUCAGUGUUGACCGCGGUCAUUAUGCAACCGCUCGGGCUUAUGAGGAUUCUCCUCAGCCCAUUGGGUAUAGCGCAACGAUAUCUGCUCCACAUAUGCACGCGUCUGCCUGCGAAUCGUUGCUCCCGUUCCUGAACCCUGGUGCGAAAGUCCUGGAUGUUGGCAGCGGAUCUGGAUACCUCUCACACGUGAUGGCGGAGCUCGUGAAACCUAAUGGAACUGUCAUCGGCGUCGAUCAUAUCCAGGAGCUGGUAGACUUGGCAAAGAAGAAUACGGCCAAGAGCAAAGAGGGCAGGGAGCUGCUAGAGAGUGGCGCGGUGAAGUACAUAACCGCGGAUGGCCGGAAGGGCUGGGCAGAAGGCGCGCCCUACGAUGCCAUCCAUGUUGGAGCUGCGGCAGCGGAGCAUCAUCAGACCCUUGUGGACCAAUUAAAGGCACCUGGAAGGCUGUUCGUCCCGGUGGAAGAGGGCUAUAUGCAGCACAUCUACGUGGUGGACAAGAAGGAAGAUGGCAGUGUGGAGAGGAAGAAGCUGUACGGCGUACAGUACGUGCCUUUGACAGACGCGCCGAAGCGCACGUAA